Messenger RNA from Punica granatum (pomegranate), 1965 nucleotides. The record is from RefSeq and is a predicted model, not a curated record. NCBI's taxonomy places the organism in Eukaryota, Viridiplantae, Streptophyta, Magnoliopsida, Myrtales, Lythraceae.
GCAUUCCCUCCCCCUCCUCUCCCUUUCCCCUUUCCCCUUUCCCUCCUCCUCCUUCUUCUUCAUACUGCCGAAUCCUCUGUUUCCGUUAAUAUUGUUGCACUCACCUCUCAUCAUACUAUUAAUCUCCCGUAUUUCUCGAUUCCCGCAUUGAUUGAGUGACACAGUCAACACAGUCGGUGCGGAAGUCCCCAGUCCGGGGGGUAAAAGUUUCUCCAAUGGUGACCCAGAAGCUGGAUCCGUCGCCGGAGAAAUCCAUCUGGGACCAAAUGAGGAGCCCUGCUUCCGGCGGCGGCUCACCUGGCCGCCCCUCCCUGCCCAGACUCAUGGUGUGGCUCGUCCUCUUCGUCUCUGUCACCUACCUCGUCUACGCCCUCAGGCUCGUCUCCACCUCCCGCCCCUGCCCUGAGGAGGACCCAUUCUCCACCGCCCGCCGCCUCUCCAGCACCACCUCCUUCUCCUCCUCCACCGACACGCAGACCCGAAACCGGACCGAGGCCCGGCGCGAACCCGAAGAGGCCCUACAGAGGACGGAGCUGAAGCACAUUGUGUUCGGCAUCGCCGCCUCCGCCAAGCUCUGGGACCAGCGCAAGAGCUACAUCAAGCUCUGGUACAAGCCGAAACAGAUGAGGGGUAUAGUAUGGCUCGACCGCCCGGUCCACGCCGCGCCAGAGGAAGCUGCUUCUCUGCCGCCGAUUAAGAUAUCCGGCGACACGUCCCAGUUCCCAUACAAGAAUCGGCAAGGCCACCGCUCGGCGCUCCGCAUCUCCCGUAUCGUUUCGGAGACGCUGCAAUUGGGCAUGAGCAAUGUUAGGUGGUUCGUGAUGGGGGACGACGACACGGUGUUCGUGACGGAGAACCUCCUCAGGGUCCUGAACAAGUACGACCACCGGCAGUUCUACUACAUCGGCAGCCUGUCGGAGAGCCACCUCCAGAACAUAUACUUCUCAUACGGGAUGGCCUACGGGGGCGGCGGCUUCGCCAUCAGCUACCCGCUCGCCAAGGCCCUGUCGGAGAUGCAGGACAGUUGCAUUCGCCGGUACCCGGGGCUGUACGGCUCCGACGACAGGAUUCAGGCGUGCAUGGCCGAGCUCGGCGUCCCGCUCACCAAGGAACUCGGCUUCCACCAGUAUGAUGUCUAUGGGAACCUGUUCGGGCUCCUCGCCGCACACCCGAUCGCCCCGCUGAUCUCCCUUCACCACCUCGAUGUCGUCGAGCCCAUCUUCCCCAACGUGACCCGUGUCCAGGCCCUCCAGAGGCUCACUGUGCCUAUGAACCUCGACUCCGCGGGCCUCAUGCAGCAGUCUAUCUGCUAUGACAAAUCGAGGAGUUGGACAGUCUCUGUCUCGUGGGGCUUUGCCGUCCAGAUCUUCCGGGGAGUCUUCUCACCUAGAGAGGUGGAGAUGCCGGCAAGGACCUUCCUGAACUGGUAUAGGAGAGCGGAUUACACAGCCUAUGCCUUCAACACCAGGCCGGUCAGCCGGAACCUGUGCCAGAAGCCAUUCGUCUUCUACCUGUCAAACGCAAGGCUUGACUCCUCGGCGAACCGGACGGUGAGCGAGUACAUCCGGCAGCGGGUCCCGGCUGCCCCGCACCCACCGUGCAAAUGGAAGAUGGCCAAUCCUGAGGAUCUCGAUUAUGUGGUGGUCCACAAGAAGCCGGACCCACAUUUAUGGGAAAGAUCUCCGAGAAGAAAUUGUUGCAGAAUAAUGGAGGCCAAGAAGAAGGGAAGCAUGGUGAUAGAAGUGGGAGCAUGCAGGGAAGGUGAGGUUAGUGAAAUGUAGGCAUUCAUAAAUGUUAGGCAAUAUCUUAGGAUCGCCUCCCUCCAAAUUCCUGGAAUUUUGUUCAAGUUUUUCCAAUUUUGUUGGGUCCUUCUCCCCAGCUCCAAUUCGCCAUGAGGAAUGUGUAUAGAUGAUGUAUUUGUACGAUUGACGCAUUCGAAAUGAAAAUAUAUAAGAUAUUUUAACA